Molecule: messenger RNA, 888 nt
Organism: Homarus americanus (American lobster)
Lineage: Eukaryota; Metazoa; Arthropoda; Malacostraca; Decapoda; Nephropidae
Exons: 7
Coding region: 1-888 (295 amino acids)
Biological process (GO): synapse organization
Cellular component (GO): neuron projection membrane
Source: RefSeq, a predicted model, not a curated record
AUGAAUGGAACAAUAGUUGGAACAGGUUUUGACUCGCUCUUAAAGCAGCUGCAGCUUAGGUUUGAUAAUAUCAACAGCAAGAGUAAUGAUCAAUCAAUGAAAAGAAAAAAGGAUGAUGUCAGGACUGAUGAUGAAGAUCUGACUGCAGCUAAAACUUCCCAAAAGGAUGCCAAGCAUGAUACAUAUGGGGAAUCCAGGUUGUGUGGAAACACAUUUAUGCUUGCCAUUGACGGGAUAAUUGUCAACGACCACGUCAGCACCUUUGAUUCUGGUUUAGCUAUGCUGUCUGUUGCAUAUUACAUAUUGAACAUCAAAUAUCCUAUUGAAACUGCAGCAACAAUGGAGUUUAUUCAAAGGUGUUUUGUUGGAAUCAACUCGGAUAGAGGGAGCAAGAUUGAGGUGAAGCUGAAGGGCAAGAGAUAUACACAAGUGCAUCCAAAAGUUCUGUCAUUCAUAAACAGGGAUGAGAGCGAGGAGAGGGAGCCACAGAUCACGUGGGGUCGAGCCAACAGCAACACGGCCUACUUCCACGACCAAUCACCUACCAAUGUGACGGCCAUGGUGGGGCUGAAGGCCUCCCUCCCCUGCCGCGUCCUCAACCUGGACAAGAAGGAUGUGUCGUGGAUCAGACAGCGAGACCUUCACAUACUAACUGUAGGGCUGUCUACCUACACCAGUGACGACCGCUUCAAGGUGUAUCAUCCAGAGGAUAGCGACAAGUGGUACCUGGAGAUCAGCUCAGUCACCUUCAGAGACGCCGGGGUGUACGAGUGUCAGGUCUCCACCAGUCCCAAGAUCUCCUUGCCCGUCCUCCUGACUGUGGAAGUUGGCAAGAACCGCGCCAAUCUCCCGGGACCCACUGGAACAAAGGUACUAUUCUCGAACUGA